Batrachochytrium dendrobatidis JAM81 is the source of this 648-nucleotide messenger RNA. RefSeq lists its product as uncharacterized. The record is from RefSeq and is a predicted model, not a curated record. Lineage: Eukaryota; Fungi; Chytridiomycota; Chytridiomycetes; Rhizophydiales. The coding region runs from base 1 to 648 and encodes 215 amino acids. Gene Ontology annotation, molecular function: box H/ACA snoRNA binding. Gene Ontology annotation, biological process: ribosome biogenesis; snoRNA guided rRNA pseudouridine synthesis. Gene Ontology annotation, cellular component: box H/ACA snoRNP complex. The transcript has 3 exons.
AUGAGCGGACGAGGUGGAUUCAGAGGAGGAAGUGGUGGUCGAGGUGGCGGCCGAGGAGGUGGUCGUGGUGGAUAUGGUGGAUACGGUGCUCCUCAAGGACCUCCCGAUUAUGUUGUUGAAAUGGGAUCUUUCAUGCAUCCUUGCGAAGGAGAAAUGGUUUGUGCUCGUCUUCCCACACAGUCCAAAAUUCCAUACUUCAAUGCUCCCAUCUACCUUGAAAACAAGACUCAAAUUGGCAAGGUUGAUGAAAUUCUCGGUCCAAUGAACGAAGUUUUCUUUACCGUGAAAUUGCAAGAUGGUGUUGUUGCAACAAGCUUCAAGCCCAAGGACAAGGUUUAUAUUGCUGCAGAUAAACUGCUUCCCCUGGAUCGGUUCUUGACUAAACCUAAACCUCCUGGUGGAAAAGGCAUGGUAGAGAAACGUGGCGGUCGCGGCGGUAGAGGCGGCGGCUUUUCUGGUGGUCGCGGUGGUGGUUUCUCUGGUGGUCGCGGCGGUGGUUUCUCUGGUGGCCGUGGUGGUGGUUUCUCUGGUGGUAGAGGAGGUGGAUUUUCCGGCGGUAGAGGAGGCGGUUUCUCUGGUGGUCGCGGCGGUGGUUUCUCUGGUGGUCGUGGUGGUGGUUUCUCUGGUGGUAGAGGACGUGGGCGAUAA